AUGGAUAUCCAACAACGAGGGCGCUCUCCCUCUACGGGCCAGCGCAUUCAUAAAGGACACUCACCCUCGCCCAGCCCACACGCGCCAUUCCAGCAUCAGCACAACGCAAACUUGGGCUUCGAAGCUAUCCAGGACCCGUCCUCGUACGCCGUCACCAGCGCGGGGCUAAACAACGCGCAGUUCCUUACCACCACCCAGGGACAGCCCUUUUCGCAGCAAACUUCCUUUGCCGAUCCGGGUUUCUUCCAGACGACACAGAGUAUUUCUCAGCACAAUACGCCUCAAUUUGGCCCCCAAGGCAGCAAUAAUAUCUCGCCUGACCCACUUGACCUGACCAACACAAACAAUCCCGACUUCAACUUCUUCCAGAGCAACGCCCUCGGCCAGAACCAAUCGCUGUCGUCGUACCUGGGAAACACACUCGAUCCGCAUCUGCUCGAAACGCAGUCGCAACAAAAUCAGUCGGUCAACCCAUCCGAGCUCAUGCACCAGAUGGCAACCGCACAACACAACGCGCCUACCCCGCCACACCUCCUGCCAAACAUGAACAGCCACCAGAGCCCAAGUCCACACGCGUCUCCGAACAUAAAUCAAGGUCCGUUCAGGCCUCCAGGUCACUCGCGCAACACGUCCUUGGACCCCAGCGCUGCGUAUGGAACAGAGUGGGGGCAGAUGGCAGGCGCAAGCUUCGGAGGUCAUAGGUCUAGGGGAAAUAGCGAUGCCGCCUUUUCCGACGUCGCUUCCUCUGUACACAACUCUCCCUACCUGCAACAGCACGACAGCUUCGACAAUGACCAGCCGUCGCCGCUCCUCAACGCGCAAAAUGACCCACAGCUGUUCCAGGAUCCCGUCCCAGGCUUUGACAGAUUCAACUUGAACAGCGGCAAUGCACACCUCAGCGCGGGCAACAGUCCACACAUCUCGCCUCGUCUGCUCCCGCAGAAUCAGCAGGUGCUACCCCAGUUUCAGCCCGAGACAUUCGGUCUGAACCAGAACAUGAACCCGUAUGCGAACCCGAGCAUGAACGGGUACUCAGGACAGAGCUCAGAACCCUUUCCAUCGCUGAACCAGCCUAUGCCUGAGUUUGGCCAAGCCGAUGCAAUGUCACCGCCGGAGAUCAACAUUGACUUUGCCCCGCCCUCGCGCCAGCCGAGCUUUGAGCCGCCGAAGCCUGAGCACCAGAUAGAUGCGCUGAGCCCGCCUGACCGAUCACGUAGUCGGAACAGGAUGCGCGCCAAAUCCGAUCCAUUUAGUAGCGCUAGUUCGCGCGCAUCUACGCCUGGCUCUGAAGUGCGCCGAUCACUGUCUCCCAACGCCGCAAAGUCUCGAUCUCCCUCGCCUUCAGGCAAGUCUUCUCGCCGCUCGUCUACUUCAAGCGUGCCCAAUCGCGACUACAUUUUGGAUCUUGCAGAUCCUUCGAGGCCUGCGCCUGCUGAUGGGUCAAACCCGAAGCGUACGCAAAAGCACCCCGCGACAUUUCAGUGCACACUAUGCCCGAAGCGCUUUACAAGAGCGUACAAUCUUCGGUCGCAUUUGCGUACACAUACAGACGAGCGUCCUUUUGUGUGCAGCGUAUGUGGCAAAGCAUUCGCACGUCAGCACGAUCGGAAACGACAUGAAGGACUACAUUCUGGGGAGAAGAAGUUUGUGUGCCGCGGUAAUCUCAAAGAUGGUAGCAACUGGGGUUGUGGCAGGCGCUUCGCUCGUGCGGAUGCUUUGGGUCGUCACUUCCGAUCUGAAGCUGGUCGCGUAUGUAUUCGUCCCUUGCUUGAAGAGGAGGCACGCGAGAAGGGUGAAUGGGAUGGCCAGAAUCAGCAGAUGAACAACGGCAACGGCAUGUUUGCGCCAAUGCCUGCUCAGAACUUUGGCGGUAUGAUGUCUGGACAGCCUGGCUUUGAUUCAUACUCUCAGCCCGGUGGCAUGCAAUCAUCGCAGCAGUUCUUGCCAGCAGCUCUUCUAGCUCAGUACCCUGCGCUUGCGGGUAUUCAAUGGGACCAGCUCCCUGCCGGACCGCCUGACGAGGAUGGAGACGUUAGCGGUCGUAGCAGUUUUGAUGCUUCUAGUGGAGGCGAAUACUACGAAGAGGAGAAUGAGUACCAGCAGGGCAAUCACCAGACCAUUUAUGCCGGUGGCAACAAUGGCUGGGUCAGCGAUUCCUAUGACGGACGGUGAUAUUUUCGGCUUCUUCUCCUUAUGAUCCUCCUACGCGUUUAUGACUACAUCAACUUUCUGUCGCUUCAUAUGUUAGAUACCACUUUCACUGCUUUAUGCGCGAGAGCAGGGUCAUCUUAUACCCCGGGAUUUGAGUACACAAAGGAGUUUUUGCGAUGUUUCCGGGGCUUGCCUGAGGGCGUUUGCUGUAGACGAUAGUAGAUUUUACGUAAUCGACUAUUUUUGUUCA
Molecule: messenger RNA, 2401 nt
Organism: Pyrenophora tritici-repentis Pt-1C-BFP
Lineage: Eukaryota; Fungi; Ascomycota; Dothideomycetes; Pleosporales; Pleosporaceae
Source: RefSeq, a predicted model, not a curated record